CCACAUUGUCUUCGUGCAAAUCUAAAAGUCCCUAAUGGCACUUAGGCUAAACAGACAAUUGACUAGAGAUGAAGUACAAAUACCCUUAAUAAACCCAAGCAAUUUUAUAGUUUGAAUGAACUUAUAGUCUUUUAGAUAAAAACAUUUCACCUUGGAGGAGGAGGGAUCAUGGACUUUGGAUGUCUUGUACAAAAACAAAUAACACACUUCAUGCUGACUUGCUCGAUGCAUGAACAAAGUUCAGCCUGGCUGAAAGCUCCAAAUCAGCUCUAAAAAAAAAAAUCCUGUACGCACUGCAGUUCAUUUCAAAGAUACACAUAUUGUAUGUUAGGUCUACAUCAUACAUGCCUUGAUUGGAUUAUUAUUGUGCAUAUUCAUCUGUUAUUGAAAUUCAUGUAAAAUGUAGGCCUGUUUUGUAGUUGCAAAUGGCCCAACUUCCUCAUGGACAUGCUUACAUCAUGCCGAGGGGGGAUGAGGAGAGAGAGCGGGAAGCUCGGGCUGCCGCUCAACUGAUAUACAGCAAUGCCUCCAACGAUUCUCCUAUCAUCCGAUCACCCACGCAGGCCAAUGGAACUCACCCACCAAUCUCGGAGAAUCAGUUACCCUCAGUGCAAACCAGCUUCUCUGCAGUUCGCAGGGUCUUCUGCCUACUUGCGACCUUUGACCUGUUGCUGACAGCUGUUCUGUGGUUUAUAUUCAUCCAGCUUGUUGGUCUUGGGGUGAAAGAUGGCUUUUCCUGUCAAAUCCAGAAGUAUGACUUCCACUAUUCGUUGUUUGACAUUGUUGCCAUGGCCUUCUUCCGUUUUGCUGUUCUCCUCCUUGCGUAUGCCCUCUUCAAGAGCAAGCACUGGAUCUUUGCUGCAAUAACAACAACUGCUACCACUGGAUUAAUAGUGGCCAAGAUUUUCCUGUACUCAUUAACGGACACGACCGGUUUUCCCUCGGGUUGUGCUCCAAAGACAUCGUCUAAUUCAUCGUCUAAUACAUUCAUGGCUAUUGUAAUGCUGCUCACUAGCCUGCUAUUAGCCUGGCUUGAGCUAUGGGUCUUGGACUUCCAAGUUAUACCGAAGGAAAAGAAACUAUUAGAGGAAGCCUUGAUGGCGCACUCUUUAGAGACGGAUGAAAGGCGCCCUCUGUUGGAUAACUCCAUCGACAGAAGGUAUGAUCUUCCAGGAGGACAGGCCUUCUACUCACCCUAUGAUUCACCCAGAGGUUCCGAUACAGAGUCUAUAACAAGUGAGCUAUCAGGUUCCAGUUUUAAAUCAUCAAGAACAGCAGACUUUCAGUCUCUACCAAACAGUCAACGGGGAAGUACUAUAGAUCUAGCAGCAUCAGUUGAUGAGCAAGAAUACAUCCAGAAGGCCAAGGAUGCGCUGGUCCAACUGCAAGGUAUCCUUGACAACACAGAGAUAUGGAAGAAAGAGUGCAGUGAAGGAGAUGCAACAGUUUACUGUGGAACCUACCCAGGGAUAACUCAGAGAUUAUACAAGUUAGAUGCAAUUCUUCCUGUAUUACCGGAAGUAAUAGUUGAAGUAAUAUGGGAUAACAUUGACGAAUCAGCAUCAUGGAAUUCAGCGUUAUUAGAAGCUAAGCGAGUCCAAGACAUCAACCCGUUUGUUGACAUCCUAUACAGCGUAUCAGCCCCUGGAGGCAAAGGUGUAUUCAGCAGCAGGGACUUUGUAACAGUACGGUUGUGUGAGCAGCGAGGCGAUCGUUACGUGUCUAGCGCCAUAGCUGUAAAGCAUCCGGACAAACCACCGGUACCGCAGCAUGUCAGGGGUGAGAUCGGAGUAAGCGGAUGGGUGGUAGAACCUGCACAGGAUAGGCCGGGCCACUGCAGAUAUAUCUGGAUAAUCAACUCGGAUAUAAAACUAAAGGUUUGGACACCACAGACUGUCAUGGAUCCAGUGAUGGGCGGAGUUAUUAUUAGUUCUUACCGGGAUCUCCUCAACCACCUGACGCAGCAACGAGGCACUGCCUCGUCAUGACGACGGUGAGACGGAGCACAAGCGUGUUAUAAUGUCACCUGGAUGCCAGCCAAUGACCAAAUCGGACGUCAGUACUCUUGGAUGAAUGAAGAUCCUUUCUCCCCUAUUUUUGUUAUGUAAUGGUUACUGUAGACAUGUUUCAUUUGUCACAAUGUGAAUAUUCUUUGGAGGGAGGGGAGUUUGAUAAGUGAGCACAUUAUGAUGUGUUCAUGGCAUGUGCACUUUGGUUAAGUUGUAAACAGAGUACUAUUGAACAGAGCUACAUGUAGUAAUAUUCAAA
Messenger RNA from Strongylocentrotus purpuratus (purple sea urchin), 2268 nucleotides. It is a transcript of the gene stard3, whose product is annotated as stAR-related lipid transfer protein 3. The transcript is spliced from 11 exons. The coding region runs from base 426 to 1988 and encodes 520 amino acids. Gene Ontology annotation, molecular function: lipid binding. Lineage: Eukaryota; Metazoa; Echinodermata; Echinoidea; Camarodonta; Strongylocentrotidae. The record is from RefSeq and is a predicted model, not a curated record.